Messenger RNA from Osmerus eperlanus (European smelt), 1792 nucleotides. RefSeq names its product E3 ubiquitin-protein ligase TRIM35-like. The record is from RefSeq and is a predicted model, not a curated record. Gene Ontology annotation, cellular component: cytoplasm. Gene Ontology annotation, biological process: protein ubiquitination. Lineage: Eukaryota; Metazoa; Chordata; Actinopteri; Osmeriformes; Osmeridae. The transcript has 6 exons. Gene Ontology annotation, molecular function: protein binding; ubiquitin protein ligase activity; zinc ion binding. The coding region runs from base 278 to 1678 and encodes 466 amino acids.
UCAUAUGGAACUAGAGUGGAACUGCAACCAGUUCAGAACCCGGAAGUUUCCCGAGUGACCGUUCUCCCCAUAUUAAACAUUCUCUGGAUUCACCUUUCUGCUCUGAGAGAAAAACUGGACUAAAAUCAAAACUCAAACUGUGAACAGAGAGAUACUGCCUUUACACAACCACAGAAGUCACUGCUGACUGAAUCAGAGUACGUUUUAAACACUUUCACCCCAAAGGGAAAGUAGCUAUACUUCAGACUACAGCUUGAGGGUGUGACUGGGUGACAAAAUGGCGUCCACCUUGUCUCUCCCAGAGGAGGAUCUCUCCUGUCCUGUGUGCUGUGACAUCUUUAAAGAUCCUGUCCUCUUGUCAUGUAGCCACAGCUUCUGUAAAGCCUGUCUGCAGGAAUACUGGAAGGAAAAGAAAGAAAGAGAUUGUCCAGUUUGCAGAAGAAAAUCAUCACAGGAUUCCUUUCCUCUCAACCUGGCUCUGAAGAACCUGUGUGAGUCCUUCUUACAGGAGAGACGUCAGAGAGCUUCAGCAGGGUCUGAGGUGCUCUGCAGUCUGCACAGUGAGAAACUCAAGCUCUACUGUCUGGAUGAUAAACAGCCAGUGUGUGUGGUGUGUCAGACAUCUAGAAAACACACCAACCACAGAUUCAGACCCAUAGAUGAAGCUGCACAGUAUCACAAGGAGGAACUCAAGCCUGCUCUGAAGGCCUUACAGGAGAAGCUGAAGAUCUUUAAUGAAGUUAAACAAACAGCAAAGCACAUUAAAAUCCAGACCCAGCACACAGAGAGGCAGAUUAAGGAGGAGUUUAAGAAGCUUCACCAGUUUCUACAAGAGGAAGUGGAGGCCAGGAUAGCUGCACUGAGGAAUGAGGAGAAGCAGAAGAGUCAGAUGAUGAAGGAGAAGAUUGAGGGGCUGAGCAGAGAGAUAUCAACACUUUCACACACAAUCAAAGCCAUAGAGGAGGAGCUGAGAGCUGAAGACAUCUCAUUCCUGCAGAACUACAAGGACACAGUGAAAAGAGCCCAGUCCACUCUGCCGGAUCCACAGCUGGUCUCAGGAGCGCUGAUAGACGUGGUCAAACACCUGGGCAACCUGACCUUCAGAGUCUGGCAGAAGAUGCAGGACAUUGUCACAUACACUCCUGUGACUCUGGACCCCAACACUGCCCACCCAGACCUCAUCCUGUCUGAGGAUCUGACCAGUGUGAGAGACAGUCGGGAGAGACAGCAGCUUCCUGACAACCCAGAGAGGUUUGAUUACUAUGGAUGGGUCCUGGGCUCUGAGGGCUUUAACUCAGGGACACACAGCUGGGAUGUUGAGGUUGGAGACAGUAUAGACUGGGACCUGGGUGUGUUAACAGAGUCUGUCCAGGGGAAGGGAAUCUUACAGGGUGGAAGCUGGGGAAUCUGGUUCGAUGAUGGUGAAUACACAAUAUCCUCACAGGGAUCACUCACUGUUCUCACAGUGAAACAGAAACUCCAGAGGAUCAGAGUGCAGCUGGACUGGGACAGAGGAAAGCUGUCAUUCUCUGACUCUGAUAGAAACACACACCUACACACAAUCACACACACCUUCACUGAGAGAGUGUUUCCAUACAUUUGUAAUGGGAACACUCUUCACUCUCUGAGGAUCUUACCAGUGAAGGCCUCUGUAACAGCAGAACAGCACAGUCAUUAGAGCUGGUACCACCUCUAUCUGGAACAGUAGAACAGCACAUUUGUGUGUUUACAACCUUCCUGUCAUGAAGGAAAACAACUUCUAACAUGAGCAUCCAGGUACAAAGGUCAAUAG